This is a messenger RNA of Tilletiopsis washingtonensis, 293 nucleotides long. Its product is annotated as EF-hand. The transcript is spliced from 3 exons. Lineage: Eukaryota; Fungi; Basidiomycota; Exobasidiomycetes; Entylomatales. Gene Ontology annotation, molecular function: calcium ion binding; microtubule binding. The record is from RefSeq and is a predicted model, not a curated record. The coding region runs from base 1 to 207 and encodes 68 amino acids. Gene Ontology annotation, biological process: spindle pole body duplication. Gene Ontology annotation, cellular component: half bridge of spindle pole body; mitotic spindle pole body.
AUGGAUGAGAUCCGGCGCGCCUUUGCCCUCUUCGACGACGACGGCACGGGGCGCAUUUCGCUGCGCAACCUCAAGCGCGUGGCCAAGGAGCUGGGCGAGGGCCUGGAUGAGGAGGAACUGCAGGCGAUGAUCGAUGAGUUUGACCUCGAUCAGGACGGCGAGAUUUCAGAGCAGGAGUUCAUCCAGAUCAUGAUGGACGACUCCUGAAGCCUCUCUUUCUUCGUGCGGCUUCGCUUUGUGGGAUGUAUUCGAGACUCGAGAGAGGGGGCGUAACGAUGAGACUGUGUCAUGGC